AUGAGGAUUGCUUUUUCUGUUCCGUUUGGCCUCUUUUUCAUGCUGGUGUUUCCUGGAGAAGGAAUGGGAGUGGAACUUCCUGAUCCGCCCGCCGUAGACUGCGUGUGGAGCCGCUGGUCCGAGUGGGGCGAAUGUGAACCAUGCACGUUAACCAGAAGGCGUUCUCGGAGCGUCAUGGUGUUCGGACAGUUCGGUGGCGAAUCAUGCCAGGGUUCGAUAGGUGAGCGGGAGUCCUGCGUAAACAAAACAGCGUGUCAACAACCCCCACGUCCUGCCUGCUCUGACACAGAGUUCCAGUGCGAAUCAGGUUCUUGCAUCAAAAAGAGGCUGACAUGCAACGGAGACUACGACUGCGAAGAUGGCUCCGAUGAGGACUGCGAACCCGGACGGCGCCCGUGUAUGUCCAACGUGUUGGAAAACAACGAGCAAGGAAGGACGGCCGGAUACGGAAUCAACAUUUUAGGCUCGGACCCUCGCAUGAACCCCUUCAACAACGAUUACUUCAACGGUCGAUGCGAUCGGGUCAGGAAUCCGUACAGCGGAAAGUACGACCGGCUGCCGUGGAAUGUCGGGGUGCUCAACUAUGAGACGCGAGCAGAGGAAACAGUUUCCCAAGAAAUCUACGAGGACACGCACAGCCUGCUAAAGGAAAUCUUGAGAGAGAUGAGUGGGAAGGUGGACGCGGGACUUUCCUUCAAGUUCAGCCCGAGCGAAGAGUCCAUGUCCGGCAAGCCUGUCAGUGCGAAUCUAGGAUACGAGUACGAGAAGAAAACCAUGAUCAAGCACGUGUCCGAGUAUGCCAACAUCCGGAACAAAAGCUUCAUGAGGGUGAAGGGCAGAAUCCAGAUGAGUACCUACAGGCUUCGUUCUCGCGAGCUGCAAGUAGCCGACGAGUUCCUGGCACACGCCCGCUCUUUGCCAUUGCAGUACGACAAGGGCAUCUACUUCGCCUUCCUGGAAGACUACGGCACGCACUACACCCGAAACGGAAAAUCUGGAGGAGAAUAUGAGCUCAUCUAUGUUCUCAACCAGGACGCCAUCAAGGCCAAAAAUCUGACAGAGAGAAAAGUUCAAGAAUGCGUCAAAUUGGGCAUCUCAGUAGACUUUAAUUUAGAGGUAGUUAAUGACGCAAAAGCUCACUUCAAAGACGACAAGUGCGACGACGUGUCCACAAAUGUCAAAGAUGAAAUCGCUGGGAAAGCUGUAGUGGAUAAGGUGAUGACGUCCGUGAAAGGAGGGACCCUUGAAAGCGCCGUGACAAUGAGGGCCAAACUAAACAAGGACGGGUUGAUGGACAUCGGCACCUACCAGGCGUGGGCUCGCACCAUCGCCGAUGCCCCUGCACUGCUAAGCAGCGAGUCGCAGCCUAUUUAUACGCUGGUUCCCUUGGACAUGGCCGACGCCAAUGUGAGGAUCGCCAACAUGAAGCGGGCCACGGCGGACUACGUGGCCGAGUACAGCGUGUGCAAGUGUAAGCCGUGCCACAACGGAGGCACCGUCACACUGCUGGACGGCAAGUGUGUUUGUCUGUGCCCGCACCUCUUUGAGGGCAUGGCCUGCCAGAACUUUAAAGGCGACAAAGCAAAGUACACAGGCGAACGACCUGAGGUUUCCCAAGAAGGCAACUGGUCCUGUUGGUCCGCUUGGUCCGCCUGCAGCGGCGGGAAACGUACGAGGACACGGAGCUGCAACACAAAUGGACUACUCAAUGCCGGCUGCAGGGGAGACACUAGUAGCGAUGAGUACUGCUGA
Messenger RNA from Nerophis lumbriciformis (worm pipefish), 1752 nucleotides. NCBI's taxonomy places the organism in Eukaryota, Metazoa, Chordata, Actinopteri, Syngnathiformes, Syngnathidae. The record is from RefSeq and is a predicted model, not a curated record.